UCUCUCCCCUCCCCCUCCCCCUCUCUCUUUCUCUUUCAAACCUCUUAUACCUCUCUCUCUCUCUCUCUCUCUCUCUCUCUCUCUCUCUCUCUCUCUCCAAGAAAAAGAAAUGGAUAAAAGUCCAUGCAACUCUCAGGAUGUUGAAGUGAGAAAAGGGCCAUGGACCUUGGAAGAAGACUUGAUCUUAACCAACUACAUCGCGAACCAUGGUGAAGGUGUAUGGAACUCGCUUGCAAAAGCUGCAGGUCUGAAACGUACCGGAAAGAGUUGUAGGCUCCGUUGGCUCAACUACUUGCGGCCUGACCUUCGAAGAGGGAAUAUUACUCCUGAAGAACAGCUCUUGAUCAUGGAACUGCAUGCUAAGUUGGGAAACAGGUUCAAGAAAUAUAUACAUAUAUAUGUGUGGUCGAAAAUUGCAAAGCAUCUUCCAGGGAGGACCGACAACGAGAUAAAGAAUUACUGGAGAACUAGAAUCAAGAAGCAUACUAAGCAAACUGAACCAUUUGCGGCGGGGAGUUCUGAGACUAAUGAACAUGGGAGCAGUACUUGCCAAGUUUCCAGCGCAACCGACCAAAUGGAGACCUAUUGUCCACCAUUCUAUCAAGGAGACGUAGGGGCCUUUUCUGGUGGGAAUAUACCUCAAGAACUGAACGAAAACUAUUGGAGCAUGGAGGAUCUCUGGUCCAUGCAACUGCUUAAUGGCGAUUAAAUAUAUGUAAACAUCUCGGGUUGAUCCUAUUUUGGAUCAAUAUUUAGGUUUGUCUAUAGCUACCUCUCCGUAGUAUUCUCUAUACGCUAAAACUCAUUAUGCAUUUACGCACGGUUUGUAAUAUAUAUACACAUAUAUAUAGUAUGCUAUAAAUACUUUGCAUUCGUUUAUAUA
Molecule: messenger RNA, 883 nt
Organism: Populus trichocarpa (black cottonwood)
Lineage: Eukaryota; Viridiplantae; Streptophyta; Magnoliopsida; Malpighiales; Salicaceae
Product: MYB-like transcription factor EOBII
Exons: 3
Coding region: 110-709 (199 amino acids)
Biological process (GO): regulation of DNA-templated transcription
Cellular component (GO): nucleus
Molecular function (GO): sequence-specific DNA binding; DNA-binding transcription factor activity
Source: RefSeq, a predicted model, not a curated record